CCAUGUGCAAGUUUUCAAUGCCUGUGGAAUUGAGCAUGAACUGUCAAAUUCACGUAGACGUUACGCAAAGAAUCAAUGCAUUCGUCAGAGAUUUACGUUGUUGUUGGUGCUUCGGUAUGCGAUUGUGAAAACCGCCAAAAUGUUGGACGAAGAAACGGAAAAUUUAUAUAUACAGAAUAUUGAAGAAUUUGUUCUCGAUGAAAAUAAAGUGGUUACCUACAAAUGGCUUAGUAAGACUUUGGGUGUGCAUGUGAACACGGCGAAGCAAUUGCUGUAUGCGUUUGCGACACAGAGUGCAGAGGCAAAGACCGCAGGGAUUAAGAAAACCUUCCUUAUCAGUGGGGUUUUGUUGAAUGAUGGUGGGUGCAAAGUUGCUGUUGUGCAGGAAGAAAACUUGCAGAAAUUAAAAGACCAGUUCAAAACUAUAACUUCGGAACACAUAUACAGUGUGCAGAAAGUGAAGAAUGACACAGCCCUUUGUGACCUGUAUAAAGUUGAUAGUUUCCAGAAGGAUGACAGUAGUCCGGUACCUGCCAUAUCAUGUAGCAAGUGCCUGCCAAGAACGGAUUCUGAACUAUCGAAGUUAAGGAUAAAGGCAGAGGCUGCAACAGUGACCUGUGAUUCCAAACAGUGGCCAACAGGCCCUACAAAGAAAGCUCCAUCAUCCAAAUCACCAACCAAAAAUACAGAAAAUUCCAACAAGCGUGUAACCAAUGGUGAAGCAGACACAGCAGAAAAAACUGUAGAAGGUAACAGUGCAGUUGUAAAAAAUGGUCCAAAACCGGGAAGUAUUGCUGCAAUGUUUGCAGCUCGAGGUAGCAAGGUCCAGAAGUCAUCUGAAAGUUCAAAGGCACCCGCAAAAUCCACUGCAAAGGGAAAGAGUGGAGGUAUUGCAACAUUUUUCAAUAAAAAUGUUGGAGAAACAAAUGCUAACAAUGAAAAACUUCUUAAAAACCAAACAAAAGAAGCAGCACCUGAUGGAGAGAAGCCAAAAAGUGAGGAGAAUGGCCAUUGCCCAUCACCUAAAGGGAAUGAUAGUCCUCCAGAAAAGAAGCGUAAGUCAGUUCCUGAAAUAUCAGAGCAAGAAGCAACUUCAAGUAAAAGAAGAAAGAUUUCAGAGGAUAAAAUUGAUUCAGAAGAAGUAAAUAUAAAGUCAAAAAAAGUUGUUGAAACCAAAUCAAAUAAAAGCAAGAAACCAAAUAAAAGGAAAGAAAAAGGCAAUGAUAACAGUGAAAAGUCAGUCAAGAAACGGAAGAGAAUCAUUGUCGCUGACUCUGAUAGUGAUGAUGAUAUAUUUGAGAAAGAAGAAAUUCCCGAAUCACCACCACCAUUAGAAGAACAUGAACCUGAAUUGCCGUCCCAGCGAAGUGACAUGGAAGACAUAAUACCAUGCACUCCUCAGCAAGAACUCAAUAAAGGUCGGAAACUCAUACGGAAGUUGGUUGAUAAAACAUUUAUGGAUGAGGAUGGCUAUAUGAUUACAAAGAAGGAAUUUGUGUAUGAAAGCUGCAGUGAAAGUGAUCAUGAAGAAGGGAAAGAAAAUGAAGUGAAGACAGAAAAUGAAUCCACACCAAAAAAUACCAAAAAAGAGACUCAGAAUAAUGUUAAAGAGAGCCCAAAGAAAAAGGUUUCACCUCCUCAGAAAUCAAAACAGGCAACACUUAUGAACUUUUUUAAAAAGAGUUAAGUUUUAUAAAUAUAUUUUAAUUGGAGCCCUGUGAAACAGUAGUGUAAGAUAUAUGUGUAUUUUUAAUUGUAUUCAAGGAACGUAUUUUCAGGUUUUUUGCUAUUAUUAUUAGUGACCCGAGAUGUAUAUGAACAUGUUUAUUUUGUUAUUCUGCAUGUAUAUACAUCCUGAAAGAAAUUUGUAAUGUAAUGUGCCUUUCAUUGAUGGAUUGAUUAUUGAGUUAUUUGUGUUCUGAGAGAAUUGUACACAAAAACAUAUGAUUAUUAAAAACACUACACUUAAA
This is a messenger RNA of Schistocerca cancellata (South American locust), 1970 nucleotides long. Its product is annotated as DNA polymerase delta subunit 3-like. Gene Ontology annotation, biological process: DNA replication; DNA synthesis involved in UV-damage excision repair; DNA strand elongation involved in DNA replication. Gene Ontology annotation, molecular function: DNA-directed DNA polymerase activity. The record is from RefSeq and is a predicted model, not a curated record. Bases 140 to 1687 code for a protein of 515 amino acids. Lineage: Eukaryota; Metazoa; Arthropoda; Insecta; Orthoptera; Acrididae. Gene Ontology annotation, cellular component: delta DNA polymerase complex; nucleus. The transcript is spliced from 8 exons.